Messenger RNA from Liolophura sinensis, 5309 nucleotides. RefSeq lists its product as uncharacterized. Gene Ontology annotation, biological process: signal transduction. Gene Ontology annotation, molecular function: protein binding. The record is from RefSeq and is a predicted model, not a curated record. NCBI's taxonomy places the organism in Eukaryota, Metazoa, Mollusca, Polyplacophora, Chitonida, Chitonidae.
UUUGUACGUGACAAUCGAUUCACAUGUGGAAGUCACUUCUGAAGGAAAAAAUCCAGUGCACCAGUGAAAUUGUAACAAGUCAGUAGAGUGUUAACCGGAGGCGAUACGGUUCUGAGCUAGACGUCCGGGAAUGAGUACAUUCCGGAUGUGGUGACGUAUACGUGUUCACAGCGGUGACGGCAAGAAGGUUGCAUUUCAGAGUUUGUAACAGUAUCAGAAACACGUGCUGUACUCCUCUGUAAUGCGAAGCCACCCGCACUCUGUACUGAAAUAAGACUCGCAUACAUCAGCGUGUUUGAUCACAAACAACGAGAUGUCCGAUCCGGCUCCGAGCGCUCUGCUGUUCAUCUCAAAAUGGGAUUAUCACAACGCUUCGGCCGCAGAUGAAAAAAAGUUUCGGGAACAGGCCUCGGACUUUCCACACCGUCAUGAAUGGCAGGAAGAAGACCUAAAGGCGGCAUUCAAACAUCUGCAGUCUGUUGUCUGCUCCUCCAACUUCCCAGUAUACGACACCGGCCCGGCGGCCUUGGCGAAAAAGGCACUUGAAUGGAUCUUACAACACAUCAAAGAAGAUGACGCCUUUCAUGAUGAGUACGCCUCAUUCCUAAUAGCGUGUACAGCAGCUGGCCCCAGCCUAGCACAGAUUGACCUGAUGUACACAGUGGCCUGCAGGCGGAGUUUCCAGGGCUAUCUAAAGAGUCUGAGUGGUACAAAACUGAUUAGUUUACUGACUGGGAUACAGAAGAAGUUUGUCAACAGCGAGACCCUCCCGAAAGACUACUGCGAGAAAUUAACCAGCGUGCUGAGAUCACACGUGAUUCAGGCACUUUCGAAGGAGCAAUGUUCGCAGCACCGCGGUGCAUUCGUGAAGCUGCUCAUGUUUUACCAGAGCCAGGUGUCCGACGCGGAUGAAUACAUGGCCAAACUUUACUACACAAAUCUGUGUAACGCCAUUGAGAACCUGAUGGGGAGAGAAAAAUGGAAGGAUUUAGAAAGUGUGGUACCGGACCCAAAGCCAUUUUGUUUUCAAGAGCAACUACAGGCCUUUGGGAAGUUCUUUAAGGCCGGUAAAUAUCCAGCCUUUGAAAAACAGGGAGACAUCUUCAGAUAUUGUUUACGCAACAUACUAGAGCCAAUAAUACAAAACAAGACAUAUUUCAAUCUUCAUCUGGAUGAGGUCAUGAAGCUGUUCUGUAUCGUCGCUAAACUGCCAGUGGGUGAGAGUCAAGAGAAAGUAAUGGAUCCGUUCUCGUCUUUCAUCAACGGACUGAGGAACAACAAGCAGCUGGUAGAGAAAAAACACGAACUGUUCAAGAAAUACGCCCCAAUGCUGACAAACCUCAUUUUGGAUAUUCCCCACCCGGAUUGCUUGGGAGGCGUGAUCAAAGAUCUGCUCGAGUAUUUCCUCAAGCCAGCUGGAGCAAGCGAUGCCAGUCACACUAAACUGUGGGUGAACUUCUUAGCCGCCAUGAUUACCCAAGGUGAUGUCCGCUUUAUUCAGUCCAGCCAGAGGUUCGUGAGGGACCACAAGAAAAUAUUAAAGUGGAAGGACAACGUAGAUGGCGCUCGUGUGAUCCUGGCUAAUAUAGGAUCUGUCAAGUUCAAGGAGGUUGAUGAAAACUCUACGGGCAGGAGGGGUCGUGACAAUUCCGAUCCAGACUCCGUGGGACGUGCAUUAGGAGACUUUGGUGAAGAACUCCUGAAGCAGCUAAAGUUCUAUAAGGUUCUGGGUGAUGUGCAGAAGGAACUCCUGACCUUACUGAAGGACAUAUUGGAGGAGGGGGACAGGAACAAGUUAAGCAUAGCCAAGGAAUGUUCAGAGUUUAUUGAACUUAAGGACGAUUUGAGCCUGGCUCUGCCCUUGAUAGACACAUUUGACCGGCAGUUUAAACGAGAAGACUAUCCAUGGGAUCAUUGGGCAACUGUUGGAAUCUGCAUGGACGUGCUAAAUAAAGUUAUCCAAGCUCACAAGGAUCAGGAACAGUUCAGACCGUACGCCCCAAAGUUUGUCUCCAUCUUCAAAACCGCCAUGAGUCGAGAUUUUUACAACUAUGAAUCUGAUUCGAAGAGCGUAUUUGGUUACGUGCUUAUGGGACCUCUCAUCGUACUCGGAGCGCUGUACCGUAAUGGCAAAAACCACGACGACCUCAAGCCUCUCCUAGGCGAUUUGGUGAGACUACUGCAGUGUGAGGACGAGGACAUCAGCAGCAGUGUCGGCAACACCUUCACCAUGCUCACCAUGGCCAACGCAGCCAUCUUUGCGCCUCAUAUGAAGGAAAUCGUCGAGUCUAUGCUGGAAAAGGAAGAUAAUACGCUGUUGUCCGUUGUUCAGGCGUGUUACAAACACAACCCCACACCUGUGGAUGACGUAUUUGAUCAAAUCUUUAACCUCCUGGGAUCAGUGGAGACAAAUUACCAAAGUAGUGUGCUGAUGUUGUUGAAGGAAAUUGCGGAACGAAACCCAAAGCUAUUCACAAAAGAUCAAGUGGACACGUUGUUGGACGAGUACCUUGACAAUCAGAUGACUGAAGGAUUAGUAUUACAGCUACUACAGGCCUUGUCCCUGUCGUCAUCCUCCCCUAUAGAACAUCACAUGAACAAACUGUUUGCCAAAAUGAACAGCCUGAUCGGAGCGGCCAUGAUUCCUACUAUUCUGGUUAAUUUGGCUCACAAGAAUAAGAAACUAAUCCAUCCCGUGUUUAAUAAGCUGAUAGAGUUCCUCCGGAACUACAAAGGAGACUACACCUACUUGUCCUGCGCACUGAACUCCAUCCGGGUGAUUGGUGCACACGAUAAAGAAAUCCUCACUCCUCAUAAGCAACUGUUUGAGGAUCUUGGGGAAAAACACCCCAAUCUGAAGGACAUGUGCAAACUGCUGGUUGACAUCAUUGAAGGUCGUAGUGUUGACGACAUCACUGAGAAGAUCGGCCAGCAGCAAGAUGACAUCAACCAGCUGGACACGCGGGUGACCAACACUGAGAAUGAGGUGAAGGAGAUUAGCACAGAGGUGGAUUCCCAGGGGAGGAAACUCAGCCAGCUGGAUGAGGAUGUGGCCAAGCAGGAAGGAAAGAUAGGUGACCUGGAGGUAGUGGUCGACGACACCGUGAUGAAGGUCGAGGAGAUUGAUAAAAAGACUUUGAGUCACGCCCCAGUGUGGUCACGGGACGUUUCCUCUCUCCUCAACCCUGAGGCUGAGCAUGACUGGCGCCUACUUGCCCAGAGAUUGGGCUACACCCCUGAGGACAUCCGGGGCUGGGCCACACAACACGACCCCUGUAUGUCACUCCUUAGCGAGUGGUUCGCCACCCACAAAACCAGCGAGGCGACAAAAGCCGUCCUCAAAACUCUGGAGGAGAUGAACCGUCUGGACGCCGCUGAGAUCGUUGGCAGGGCCAUGCAGGCUGUUGAGAAUGUGGUUGAGGACGAACCUCUUGACUACGAUAUUCCACCCCCUAUUUUCAUCAGUUACCAGUGGGGUCAUCAACCGGAAGUGAGACUGCUCCGUAAACACCUGGAAAUGGCGGGUUUCGAAAGUUGGCUGGACAUCGGUCAGAUGGGAGGGGGAGAUAAACUGUAUGCCAAGAUUGACCAAGGAAUACGGGCGGCCAAAGUGGUCAUCUGCUGUGUGACGGAGAAGUACGCCAGGUCACCCAACUGUAACAGGGAGGUAAACUUGGCUGUAAAUCUGGGCAAACCGAUCAUCCCUCUUCUGCUGGAGAAUGUGGCAUGGCCUCCCCCGGGGUCCAUGGGCCCCAUAUUUGGGGAGUACCUCUACAUUCGGUUUUUCCAGCGGGGGGAGAAGGAGGAGACCAAAGAUGACCGCGUCUGGCCGCCAUUAAGUUUCAAGGAGCUUCUGAUGCAGCUGUCUUACAUGAAGUUGAUACCAGAUCACUCCAAAAUUACCAAACCCUAUGAGAACUGGUGGUUGCCCCCAGAGGAAGUGAUAGUGGUCAAAAAGAAGCCAAGCAGUGGCGGAAGCGCUAAAGAGGUUUCUGCUAAGUCCGGAGCGAGCAAGGAUCUGGGUGAAGAACCGGAGGUGUUCAUUUCUUACCAAUGGGGGAUCCAGCCACAGAUCAAAGCUCUCUACAAGAGGAUGUCUGGACUUGGUUACCACUGCUGGAUGGACAUUCAUCAGAUGGGAGGCGGAGACUCACUCUACGAUAAAAUAGACAAGGGAGUCAGGGGAUGUAAAGUUGUUCUGUCUUGUGUGACAGAGAAAUAUUCCAAAUCAGCCAACUGCCGCAGAGAAGUGAGCCUGGCAGAUGCGCUGAAGAAGCCAAUCAUACCUCUUCUCUUAGAAGACACAACAUGGCCGCCGAGUGGACCAAUGAGCAUGGUCUUUACUCAGCUGUUGUAUAUAGAUUUUAAAGACGUAAAUGUACAAAGGUCUUGGUCUGGGGCGACAUUUGAUGAGUUGAUAAGGAAAAUUAAACUUUACGUUUCCAAUGAUGAGGAUAACAGCACAGUUGAUAAAGGGAGAGAAAAUAAACCGGCGAAACCUGUUCCGGUAACACCGUCAAAUACUGCCCCUCCACCUGCUGUUGUACAAGAUGCUCCCGCGGAAACAAGACAGCGGUCCCCAGCAGCACCGCCUAGGCCCCAGUCAAGCCAAGCUAGAAAGGUGACACGACCGUACACUCCACAGAAGGAUGGACUGUCUAAAUCAUGCACUGUGCUGUGAGAUUCCUUAGAAUUGAAUUACUGAAACACGUUCACUUUGUUACGGGGAGAUAUCCCCAAAAGCACAAUCACGGAAUGUAGGGGUUAAAUGAACUGUGAUAUUGUUUAAUCUAUCGAUUCUUUUAUAUCUUUAUGUCAAAAAAUGAUUAAUUCAUCGACUUUUAUUUCUCAGAAUUUAUGUAAUGAAAUGACUGUAUGUAUACUAUCAUCAUUAUAUUUGUAAUUCACCACGCGUAAUAUCCAUCAUGCCAUCACGGCUGUAAUGACGUCAUACAACUACCGAGUUCAUAAAUAGAUAUCUAAUCAAGCUUCUCUGUAGGUCUGUAGCAGCACAAGACUUCGUGGUGAAGUCGUUGUUAAGGUAACUACUGGCGAAAACACACGUACAUGAUUCAGAAUGCAGAGGAGCCGGUCUUACAAACAGUGGUAAUGCUACGUCAAGCACAUUUAUCAUAGCGACAUAUCCCUUCGCACAGUAUUGCCAUGGGUGUCAGACAUGCGUUGUGAUUGCUUCGUAAGACGGACCCCUUGUUUCAAGCUACCAGUACUGCGUAUGCUAGAACAGAACAGAUAAAACAUACAAUAUGAACAGAUGCAUUGUCAAAGCAGGAUAUGAUAUGCAAAUAAAA